Messenger RNA from Monopterus albus (swamp eel), 827 nucleotides. RefSeq names its product ring finger protein 7 (gene rnf7). The transcript is spliced from 3 exons. Lineage: Eukaryota; Metazoa; Chordata; Actinopteri; Synbranchiformes; Synbranchidae. Gene Ontology annotation, molecular function: zinc ion binding. The record is from RefSeq and is a predicted model, not a curated record. The coding region runs from base 122 to 454 and encodes 110 amino acids.
CUAUGGAGAGAAGACACCUGCUAAUUCAGUUAGCAUUAGCGCUAGCAUUACUGAACUGUUUCGUCCAUCUUGUUUAGCUGCUAGCUUAGCUAACGUUACCUACGGUUAACGUGCAGCAGAGAUGGAUGACGGCGAUGAGCCGGGUUUAGUCCUCUCUCACAGCACUUCUUCAGGCUCUAAGUCGGGCGGGGACAAGAUGUUUUCCCUAAAGAAGUGGAAUGCUGUAGCAAUGUGGAGCUGGGACGUUGAAUGUGAUACUUGUGCCAUUUGUCGGGUACAAGUGAUGGACGCUUGUCUCCGAUGUCAGGCGGAAAACAAACAAGAGGACUGUGUCGUUGUAUGGGGAGAGUGCAACCACUCCUUCCACAACUGCUGCAUGUCCCUUUGGGUGAAGCAGAACAAUCGCUGUCCCCUCUGCCAGCAGGACUGGGUGGUUCAGAGAAUCGGCAAAUAAGUUCCACAUCCAGACGAUCGACUCUCAGGCUCCACCUGUGUGCACCCGAAAGUGGUGACAGCAGACUUGACAGUGAUCACUGCAUCUUCCUAUGCAGAGCCACUGACAUUGAUAACUGCCCUCCUAAUUAUGAUUGCAUGUUCCAGUUGUACUGUCAGAGGAGGACAGCGGAAAAAAUUUAAGCACCGCAGGCAUAUUAGUCGUCAGUUGGGAGAUGCUGCUGGAGGGAUCAAGGAGUUAUGAUGAGAUGAACUGAACUUGCUGCAGUGUUUGGUCAUAUGUUAGCUAUAUGUUUUUGUUUGUGGUGGUGUUUGGCACAUCAUAAUAUAUGUGACUGUCUUUUUAAAAAUAAAAAAAUGUGUAUAGCUGUAAA